UCUCUCGCUGCAAUCAAAAGCAUUCUUAGCUUUUAGGUGAACCCCACUGACUACUUCGGUGAGGCAUUUUCAAGAGUAUAGAAUCAUCCUUUUCACUAGCAAAAGAAGAUGCUGUUUAAUUUGAGGAUCCUGUUGAACAAUGCAGCUCUUAGAAAUGGUCACAGUUUUGUGAUUCGAAAUUUUCGAUGUGGACAACCACUACAAAAUAAAGUACAGCUCAAGGGUCGUGACCUCCUCACUCUAAAGGACUUUACAGGAGAAGAAAUUAAGUAUAUGCUAUGGCUAUCAGCAGAUUUGAAAUUUAGGAUAAAACAGAAAGGAGAGUAUUUGCCUUUAUUGAAAGGCAAGGCUUUAAGCAUGAUUUUUGAAAAAAGAAGUACUCGAACAAGAUUGUCCACAGAAACAGGAUGUCAGUCAUUGGAUUCAGGGCUGACACUACUCCAGUAUGACCUCAUCUUAACUAAUUAUAUCUGCAGAUAUCCUACUUCAAAACAAGGUCACAUUCUGACUUUUCAGGUUUUCUAUAUGGAGUUGGAGAAGUGUGUGUUAUCUAGCAUGACAGAUGCAGUGUUGGCUCGAGUAUAUAAACAAUCAGAUCUGGACAUCCUGGCUAAAGAAGCAUCCAUCCCCAUUGUCAACGGGCUGUCAGAUUUGUACCAUCCUAUCCAGAUCCUGGCUGAUUACCUUACGCUCCAGGAACACUAUGGCUCUCUGAAAGGCCUUACCCUCAGCUGGAUUGGGGAUGGGAACAACAUCCUGCACUCCAUCAUGAUGAGUGCAGCAAAAUUCGGAAUGCACAUUCAGGCAGCUACUCCAAAGGGUUAUGAGCCAGAUCCCAGUGUAAUCAAGUUGGCAGAACAGUAUGCCAAGGAGAACAGCACCAAGCUGUCACUGAUGAAUGAUCCAUUGGAAGCAGCUCGUGGAGGCAAUGUUUUAAUUACAGACACUUGGAUAAGCAUGGGACAAGAAGAGGAGAAGAAAAAGCGUCUCCAGGCUUUCCAAGGUUACCAGAUUACAAUGAAGACUGCUAAAGUUGCUGCCUCUGACUGGACAUUUUUACACUGCUUGCCCAGAAAACCAGAAGAAGUGGAUGAUGAAGUGUUUUAUUCUCCACGAUCACUAGUAUUCCCAGAGGCUGAAAACAGAAAGUGGACAAUCAUGGCUGUCAUGGUGUCCCUGUUGACAGAUUAUUCACCUCAGCUCCAGAAGCCAAAGUUUUAAUGCUGUGAUACUUGCUGAGAGAGAAACAAUGUUCUUCUGUAGCAGAAUGAGUCAGUUUAUGGGGAAAGGAGAAAAGAAUCUAAGAGAAAUAAAGAAAUUCUGAUUCAUGGUAUAGGUGAACAAUAUGAUAUUGCUUUGCUAUUCUGAAACUUUCCUAAACUCCUUAAUUUAAGUGUUGAUGCAUUGUAAUACAUGUCUUGACUUGAUUUUAACUAAUUUAUGAUUUCUGGGUUACAUUUUGUCAUCAUAUUAAUAAUUAUAUAUAUUUACCUCAACUAAACAUAAAAUACUACAUUCAUAAUAUGUAAUGUGUAAGCCAUUAAAUGUAAUCUAUGCUUUUUACCUUAAUAAAUAAAUUAUCACCCAAACAAAUCUGUAAAUAAGCAUUUACCAAACAGGUCAGCUGCUAGUAUUUCUGUGGGCUGCGUUCAUAUUCCCCAGUACUAACAAAGAAGCCAAAUGAGCCAUCUUGCUGACACAUUGCAAUUUUCAGGCAAAUGAAGUAGACAGACAUUUGCUUAUGGAGGCAAAUGAUGAAGUUCUUAGAAAACAGUUAUAAUUCUGCCCAAACCCUGGAGUUUUUUCCAAUCAUUUGUGGGAAG
This is a messenger RNA of Phyllostomus discolor (pale spear-nosed bat), 1823 nucleotides long. RefSeq names its product ornithine carbamoyltransferase (gene OTC). Lineage: Eukaryota; Metazoa; Chordata; Mammalia; Chiroptera; Phyllostomidae. The transcript is spliced from 11 exons. Gene Ontology annotation, molecular function: ornithine carbamoyltransferase activity; amino acid binding. The coding region runs from base 109 to 1221 and encodes 370 amino acids. Gene Ontology annotation, cellular component: mitochondrion. The record is from RefSeq and is a predicted model, not a curated record. Gene Ontology annotation, biological process: L-citrulline biosynthetic process.